AUGGAUCAAAACGGAUUCGUGAAAGACGAUGGAGCUUAUAGCUCGAUCGCGAAGCAGUAUGACUUCCUUCGGAUGCCCAAGAGCAAGUACCACGACCCGGAACUAGCAACAGCCGAACAAGAAGUCCUCGACCAGCUCUAUCGCGGCUGGCUGCACUACUGGAACCACGAAUCCCGCGCCGACUUCCACAACGGGAUGGCCGGUGCCCGCCGCUUCUACGACUUCCCAGAGAUGCUCAGCUACGACAUGUUCGGCAACACGAUCCGCGGCAACUUCAACGAGCAUUUCGAGUCGAUUUUCCCCUACUGGAAUGACGGGCAAAUGGAGUUCAAGGAUCUGGAGAUUACGGCCCUGUCGAAGGAUUUUGCCUACUCGACGAUGAUCCAGCAUACCUGGGGCACAGCGGGCGGGACGCCGUUCGAUACUGCGUUCCGGCGCACGGGAAUUGCGCACAAGAGUAAGGAGGAUGGGAAGUGGAGGUGGAUUCAUGAGCAUCUCUCGUUUCCGGUGGAUAUGAAGACUCAAAAGGGGGACUUUACGGCGUCGCUGGAUCCGGGGAAGGGGUUUAAACUCCAGUGA
Rasamsonia emersonii CBS 393.64 is the source of this 579-nucleotide messenger RNA. RefSeq lists its product as uncharacterized. The record is from RefSeq and is a predicted model, not a curated record. The transcript is spliced from 3 exons. Lineage: Eukaryota; Fungi; Ascomycota; Eurotiomycetes; Eurotiales; Trichocomaceae. Bases 1 to 579 code for a protein of 192 amino acids.